This is a messenger RNA of Botrytis fragariae, 2061 nucleotides long. Its product is annotated as putative dna polymerase beta protein. The transcript has a single exon. The record is from RefSeq and is a predicted model, not a curated record. Bases 1 to 2061 code for a protein of 686 amino acids. Gene Ontology annotation, molecular function: DNA binding; DNA-directed DNA polymerase activity. Gene Ontology annotation, cellular component: nucleus. Gene Ontology annotation, biological process: double-strand break repair via nonhomologous end joining. Lineage: Eukaryota; Fungi; Ascomycota; Leotiomycetes; Helotiales; Sclerotiniaceae.
AUGUCCUCAACAAUUCAGUUUCCUCCAGCCUAUGUAUUUAAGUUUCUUCUUGGUGAUAAAGAAAUCAGAGAACUGGAAGAUGGAUUGGAUGGAUUCGCUGCUUUGCGAUAUACAAUUCAAGAAGCCGAAGUGGGGCUUACGAGAAUUCCUACGAAGGCGAGAGUGGAAUUUGAGUUGAGGAAACUGAAGUUCAUGACGGUCGAUGUUACGAAUAUUAGGAACGUGAUAGAAAGGUUAGAGGAAGUGGAUGUUGGGGUGAAGGAGGAGAUGGGGAGGAAGAGGAAAGCAGGAAGUGGAAAGAAGGAGCGGAGAAGUACCUUGAAUGGUGAUGGGAAUGAAGUUAUUGAGCUUAGUUCUGAUGAAGAUGAAUCUGAAUCUGAGGAAGAGGAAGAGGGGAAAGGGGAAAUGGCUAGGAAAAAGUUGAAGUCAGCUGAUGGGACAAGUUCUCCUGCUCCUGUUGGAAGCAAUUAUGGUCGGAAUAUGGUCAAAGUUCAAGGCAUCGGCAAAGUUUCAGAUAACGUCAAUGUGCAGAAUACUUUCAAGGUUUUGAAGAUUGAUUGGUAUUUCGAUUCAAUCAAAGAAGGAAUGCUGCUUCCAAUAGACAAAUACUUAAUAUACGAAGGACGACGAGUAACGGAGCCACCAAAAUCUCUCCCCUCAGAUCUCCUUACUCGCGCAGCAGCCGAUUCAGGGGGCUCUCCUAACCACAAAUACAGUCCCCAUUAUCGACAGCAACAAUCAAGCAAACCACUUACCCGGCCUACCCUCCUCACAGAAUCCACCUCCGAACAUGACGACCCUUCACAUUUCCCCCCACUACCAGAAUAUCUCAAAACAAUCUACUCCUGCGAAAGACCCACCCCAUUAAUCUCUCCCAACGAUCCUUUCAUCAACCAACUCAAAACAAUCAAGCUAAAACGUCUCCUAGAUGGCGACCCCAUCGGUGUUCGCGCCUACAGCACUUCUAUCGCUUCCAUAGCAGCAUACCCAUAUCCGCUCCGCUCACCCAACGAAAUCAUCCGUCUCCCGGGGUGCGAUCAAAAGAUUGCAAGCCUCCUCCACCAAUUCCUCAACACAGGAACCAUGGACGAAGUCCUCGACUUCGAAAAAAAUCCCCGCACGCAAGUCUUGAAAACCUUCUACAACAUCUGGGGCGUAGCCGACAUCACCGCGCGCGAAUUCUACGAUCGAAGAAAGUGGAAAGAUCUCGACGAUAUCGUGGUCGAAGGCUGGAACGAUCUCAAACCGGUGCAGAAAAUCGGAGUAAAAUAUUACGAGGAGCUUAAUUCUACCAUUCCUCGCUCGGAAGUCGAAGCCAUUGGCUCUAUCGUUCUUUCCGCGGCGCGGGAAAUAGAUCCCGGGUUUCAGAUGGUUAUCGUAGGGGGAUAUCGGAGAGGAAAAGCGGAAAGCGGAGAUGUGGAUAUUAUGCUUACGCAUCCGGAUGAGAAUCGCACGUUAGGAUUCCUCCCAGAAUUAACAUGGAGAUUGGAGGAAAAGGGAUGGAUUACGAAUGUUCUGCUCGAAUCGAUGAAGAAUAGCGAGAGAGGACAGUGGGCUGUAGAUCUGGGUUGGAAGAAAGAUCAAGCGCGAAAAACGGGAUUUGAUAGUUUGGAUAAGGCGUUGGUGGUUUGGCAGGAUAUUAAUUACGAGGGGAGGGGAGAGGAAGAGGAAGAGAGGAAGAAACGCAAAAACCCAAAUCCGCAUCGCAGAGUAGAUAUUAUCAUUACACCGUGGAAGACGGCGGGGACGGCGAUUAUUGGGUGGUCCGGGGGAACAACGUUUCAGAGGGAUUUGAGGAAGUAUUGUAAGAAGAGGAAGAAUUGGAGGUUUGAUAGUAGUGGGAUUAGAGAGCGGGGGACGGGAGAAUGGGUGGAUUUGGAAAGGGGUAUGGAGGUGGAAGGGUUAGCGAGCGGCGACACAGAGGGCGGUGGGAAGGGGGAUGAUGAUCUGGAAGGGAGAGUGGAAAAGGAUAUGGUUGAAAUACUGAGGAAGAAGGAAAUGGCCGUUUUCAAAGGUAUAGGCUUAGAAUGGAGAGAACCAUGGGAGAGGUGUACUGGGUAG